CCCUUUCCUUCGGGUGAAAUGGAAAGGGAAGAGCGCGCAAGCGCAAUAGGACAAAGUGGUGUGGGCGCCAUCUUGAUACAGGGCAACGUCCGCAGUUUGUUUACGUCAUCCGUCUGCGCGACUGGCAGGCGUCCGAUGGAUUAGGUAGAGAACAGUGGUCCGAGGCAUAGGCUGCGGAGGGGCGUGAUGGGGGAGGCGGCCGUGGCCGCGGGGCCCUGCCCGCUGCGCGAGGACAGCUUCACGCGUUUCUCGUCGCAGAGCAAUGUGUACGGGCUGGCCGGCGGCGCGGGUGGACGCGGGGAGCUCCUCGCGGCCACCCUUAAAGGCAAGGUGCUCGGCUUCCGCUACCAAGACCUCCGACAGAAAAUCCGGCCGGUGGCCAAGGAGCUGCAGUUCAACUACAUCCCCGUGGAUGCAGAGAUUGUCUCCAUCGACACCUUCAACAAGUCACCCCCGAAGCAGGGCCUGGUUGUGGGGAUCACUUUCAUCAAGGAUUCAGGGGACAAGGGCUGCCCCUUUCUUAACAUUUAUUGCGACUAUGAGCCUGGCUCUGAAUUCAACCUUGACUCCAUUGCGCAGAGCUGCCUGAACCUGGAGCUCCAGUUCACACCUUUCCAGCUGUGUCACACAGAGGUCCAGGUUGGGGAUCAGCUGGAGACUGUGUUUCUCCUGAGCGGGAACGACCCAGCCAUCCAUCUCUACAAGGAGAAUGAAGGGCUGCAUCAGUUUGAAGAACAGCCCGUGGAGAACCUCUUCCCAGAGCUCACGAAUCUGACCAUGUCCUCUGGCUUGAUGUCCACAACCUCCCCGGCACAUCCCGGCGCCUCUCGGCUCUCGGCUGUCAGAGUGGCUAUGUCCGUGUCGCCCACGUGGACCAACGGAGUCAAGGUGAGGGCCAGGCCGUGCGCCAGGGCUGGGAACGGGGGCAGAGCCUUGAGUCCUUGCUCUCCAUGCAGAGGUGCUGCACAUGUGGACAGUCCUGCAGGACGGCCCCAUCUCCCGAGUGAUCGUGUUCAGCCUCACGGCCCCCGAGGAGGCCCCGGACCAGCCGCGGCAGGAGGCGUGCAGCGUGCUCGUGGUCAGCAUGCUGGAGCCGGCAGUGGUGUACCGGAGCUGCUCUGCUAUAAGUACCGCGGCCCCGAGUCGGGGCUGCCCGGGGCCACCCCUGGCUUCCAGCUGCUGUGGCGGCGGAGCUUCUCGAGCCCCCUGCUGGCCAUGGCUCACGUGGACCUGACCGGCGACGGGCUGCAGGAGCUGGCCGUGGUCUCCUUGAAGGGCAUGCACAUCCUGCAGCACAGUCUCAUCCAGGCCUCUGAGCUGGUCCUGUCCCGGCUUCGGCGUCAAGUAGAACAGAGGAGACAGCGGCCACGGGGGCUUGGGGACAGGUCGGGCCCAGGGCCUGCAGAGCUCCCGGCCUCCUGAGCACCUACCUGUCGGUUCAUUCUUCUUACACCUGGAGCAGUUCAUGAGACACAUCUCCAGCCGUUGAUUUGAGGAGGUGUCCCAAGAAGAGUGUGGUCUCCCCAGGUCCCCGGGUGGGACAGCCCUGAGUCUCUGCUCUAACUUUGCCCCACGAGCCCUGUGACCCAGGCUAGCCCCUCUCUCUGUGCCUCGGCAUCCCCAGCGGGAAACGGGCGAUCCCACCCGCCAUCUCCACUGCACUGAGCACUGGUCAUGUGUCCAGAGAAACAAAGCUUUCACAGUCGACUUCA
Molecule: messenger RNA, 1712 nt
Organism: Marmota flaviventris (yellow-bellied marmot)
Lineage: Eukaryota; Metazoa; Chordata; Mammalia; Rodentia; Sciuridae
Source: RefSeq, a predicted model, not a curated record